CAGAACCUCUUAGUUCUGCUUUCUUGAGCUGAAGCUGUUUUACAGGAAACUCACAGAAAAAAUGGCAAUCUUCAAGCAACACAUACUAUUCAUGGCUCUGGAGUUUACGUGGGUAUCAUACUGUGCUGGUCCUGACCAGUGCAAAGUGACAGCAAAGCAACUUCCAUUCAUGGAAGCUAACCCUCAGUCCAACAACAUUAAUCUAUCCUGUGAAUUCUCCAUUCAAAGUUGCCCCACAUCUGCUAGACAUAUUCUGUGGUUUCGGUAUCUGGCACAUACGCACGAAGAGCUAUGCAAGUCUACAUGCAAAAACAGUGUCAAAUUCAAAGCACACCAACCAUCUACACACCAGGCUGUGCUUCAGAUCGACCAGCUCAGUGUGGAAGACAGUGCCAUUUAUUAUUGUGGGAUAGCAAUUCGAGGCUCCAACUCAACCACCUCAAAGACAACUGGCACUGGAACCCUGCUUGUGGUUAGAGAGACUAAGAGACAACACACGGCUAAAACUGCCAUGACGGGCAUUUCAGUGCUGCUGUCCUUAUAUCUCAUGGCCAUUUUGGUGAUUUCAAAGUUUGCCUCCGAGCCCAAAGUCAAUAACACAGAAACAGCAGAUCUGAAAGAGAAGCACAACGAUUGUGCUAAAGGAAGUAGGGAAGCCAUCGGUCGAGCAAUUGCGAAAGAAAUCCGCAAAAAGAAGCACAACAGAGGUCGAUGGCCUAGCCGUUUGACUAACAUCUUCAAAAGAGGUGAACCAUCAUAGUUACUGCUCCAGAGUUUUAGCAAGACUGAAGCUGUGGUUCAGACCCUGAUUAUUGGGGGGAGGGGGGAAUCUGCAUAAAAUGUCAGAAACAUCUCUGAGAAAUGUUCACACCAGUUUUCCAGUGGCUCUAAGGCAUUCUCUUUUUUGCUUGUCAUUUAUUUUUAUCCUUUCUUUAUAUUGCUUUUGCCCCACUAAUCUUUUCGUUUACUUUCUGCUCACAGUUAGAACAACUUGUACUGUACCUCUUUAAAGGACAGGGUGCCUCACACUGACACAAACAACAUACAGUGGGAUCUUGACUUGAGAACUUAAUCCGUAUUGGAAGGCAGUUCUCAAGUCAAAAUGUUCUCAAGUCAA
Messenger RNA from Pogona vitticeps (central bearded dragon), 1117 nucleotides. It is a transcript of the gene IGSF6, whose product is annotated as immunoglobulin superfamily member 6. The record is from RefSeq and is a predicted model, not a curated record. NCBI's taxonomy places the organism in Eukaryota, Metazoa, Chordata, Lepidosauria, Squamata, Agamidae.